Molecule: messenger RNA, 1017 nt
Organism: Sardina pilchardus (European sardine)
Lineage: Eukaryota; Metazoa; Chordata; Actinopteri; Clupeiformes; Clupeidae
Exons: 5
Coding region: 110-754 (214 amino acids)
Source: RefSeq, a predicted model, not a curated record
GUCCCCUUUACCAAGUCACAUGGAACCAGUCAGCCUUUUGGACAUUACGGCAUCCACUCAUGCACAGCUGCUCUAAGUGGCUCCAAGAGUAGCGUGCAAAAAGAAAAAUAUGUCUGGAGAAAAGGACAAUUAUGAAGGUGGCCCGACAACACCACAAGACAAUCCUGAAGAUUUACAUCACAAUGAUGGCCUGACGGGACGACACGUCAAACCUGGAGAUUUACAUCAUAACGGUAGCCUGACAGUACUACACAAACCUAAUAAUUUUGUUGCAGAGGAUUUUCCAGCAUUUGAAGAAUCUACAACAGCAGUAGCAAGGACAGAAGCUGUGAAUAUAUGGAAAGGCCAACCAACUUCAUCGGCAGGGACUGUCAGUAUCUCAGCUUCUCUGGCUGUGCUGCUGUUUGGUGUCGUUCUGUUGAUUAUUUUCCUGUUCAGGAAGAAAUGUCACAGAGGGUAUGGACGCACACAGAGCAGGAUGAGCGCUCGUGCAGGAAACCACAAUGAGUUUGCUCUUGCAGAUGACAUAAAUUAUGAGGUCAAGGAAGAUGACUGCCCCUCACAACUGACCAAACCUGGCCAUCUCUUCACUGCACACCAGAGUGAUGACCACACACAUCGCCACGUUACCUGCUCUGCCACUGCAUGUCAACGACCUCUCGCACAGCAUGCCUCGCACAGUGUAAUUCAAAUGCAUGCCGUCCCGACUGAUGAGUUGGCUGAAAGGUCAGUCACCCACAAUCCCUUGCGAUGAUGAUCAUGUGUCCAUCACCCACAAUUACAAAUCCAUUGAUGAACAUUGUUACAGUACUGCUCAAUUACCCAUAACUCCCACUGUUUGUAGUACUCUUCAACUGGACACAGUUCCUUGCAAAGAGCCUACCUACUGUAAUGUUCAAUUGUUUUUAGAUAUGGCUUUAUUUCUGAUUUCUCUUUGUUUUGUCAUUAACAACUGAACAUACCCCUGAGACGCACUCUGUUAAUGAUAUUGCAUUGCUAAAAUAAAUGUCUUUGUGU